CUUCCUCCGUUCCAUCAGCCCCUCUCACGAAACGUAGCGAGUGAAAGAUUCGAAGAUUCGAGAAUCGGCUCAGUGAAUCGAGUCAGUGGAGGGGGUGAAAGGGAAUCGGAAUCGUUCUGCACAUCGCUAGAUCGUAAAAGCCGGAGCGCAGAGCGCGAGAGUCCUGGAACAAAGGCGCGCGCGCGGACGUGAGGGUUUCUGAAGAGGGAACGCAGGAGGAAGAGGGCGAUGAGGAUGAGGAUGGUCUGACCAUCAUCCUGUGUCCUGCGUUGUGUAAUCUAACGGCACACAUUCGACACGGUGCGGUGCGGCUCGGGUGACGGGUAAAGGCGCGUGCUGAAGCAGAUGGAGCAGAGCGAGAUGCAGAGGAGAGCUCACUGACUCUCUCUCACACACACACUGACACGAGAAGGAAGAAAGAUCACAGCAGUGAGUGUGUGUGAGUGUGUGAGUGAGUGCUGAAGAUCAGGAGCUUACUGAAGGAGGCUGAGCCGAACACUGCGGGAUUUCCUCAGGAUUAUCUUCACCGGUCGGACCGGCUGCAGCGCGCAGGUAUGGUCUGUGACACACACCGCAGCAGAAACAGAAGCAGCAGCAGCAGUGCUAUCAUGAGAGGAAGCGUGUGUAUCACGGUGGUCCUCCUCAGCUUCACGUGCCACGUCAGUAGUCUCUCGCAGGCCACCACCGUGACCCCAAAUGAAGCACAGUUGAACAACAUCACAGUUUUCACUCGGAUCCUGGACAGACUGCUGGAUGGAUACGAUAACAGACUGCGUCCCGGCCUGGGAGAAAAGGUGACCGAGAUCAAGACCAACAUCUUCGUCACCAGUUUCGGUCCAGUGUCUGAUACAGAGAUGGAGUACACCAUCGAUGUGUUUUUCCGUCAGAGUUGGAAGGAUGAGCGUUUGCGCUUCACAGGACCCAUGGGGAUGCUCCCUCUCAACAACCUGCUGGCCAGCAACAUCUGGACUCCUGACACCUUCUUCUUGAACGGCAAGAAAUCCAUCGCACACAACAUGACCACGCCGAACAAGCUGCUGAGGCUGCAGGACGACGGCACGCUGCUCUACACCAUGAGACUGACCAUAUCGGCGGAGUGUCCGAUGCAGCUGGAGGAUUUCCCCAUGGACGCUCACGCCUGUCCUCUCAAGUUUGGGAGCUAUGCCUAUCCGAUCUCAGAGGUUGUGUACAAGUGGACCCAAGGUCCAACCAAGUCUGUAGUGGUGGCGGAGGAUGGAUCAAGACUCAACCAGUACCAUCUGAUUGGCCAGACAGCUGGCACUGAGGACAUCCACACCAGCAGAGGCCUCUACACAGUGAUGAUGGCUCACUUCUACCUGAAGAGAAAGAUCGGAUACUUCGUCAUCCAGACCUACAUGCCGUGCUUCAUGACGGUCAUCCUGUCGCAGGUCUCCUUCUGGCUGAAUCGGGAGUCUGUCCCUGCCAGGACGGUGUUCGGCGUGACCACAGUGUUAACCAUGACUACACUGAGCAUCAGCGCCAGAAACUCCCUUCCCAAAGUGGCCUACGCUACAGCCAUGGACUGGUUCAUCGCCGUGUGCUACGCCUUCGUCUUCUCCGCCCUCAUCGAGUUCGCUACCGUCAACUACUUCACCAAACGCAGCUGGGCCUGGGACGGCAAGAAAGCCAUGGAAGCGCAGCAGCCCAAAAAAAAAGACCCACUGGCGCUGUCCAAGAAGCCCAACAACACCUGCUCCACCGGCAUGAACUUCACCACCAACAUCACCAAAGACUCGGCCAUCGCCACCAUCUCCAACAGCACCACCGUCCAGAUGAAGAGUUCCGAGAGCAAGUCCACGCCCGACCCCAAAAAAACCUACAACAGCGUCAGCAAGAUCGACAAGAUGUCCCGGAUAGUGUUCCCCGUCCUCUUUGGAACCUUCAACCUGGUCUACUGGGCCACGUACCUCAACCGGGAGCCAGUGAUUAAAGGAGCAGUGUCACCAACAUAGAAAGUUCUUGCAUUCCUGCUUCUUCUUCUUCUUUUUUUUUGCUUAUCCCUGUUUUCUCGCCAUUCUUAAUAAACUGGAACAGAAAGCCACCCAGUUUCCUUCACCAUUCCAUUCAUCAUCCCCCCGCUCCUGCACUCCCCUCUCCUUCGGGUUUUAUUUUGGUUCUCAGAGAUUGCAUGAUCAGUUCGAAGCUCUGCAGGAACACCGUCUUAUUGCCAUGUCUGCCUUGACUUUCUACUGUAUUUUACUCUUCUAUUAGAAUUUCAGAGAAGAUUGUUGCAUUUCCCUUACAAACCUUUACCCAGUCAACACCACCACGAGGGUUUCCAUCACCACUGAGUCGAUUUUCAAACACGACUAAAUACCAAGAAAAAUAUGCAUUUGGCAUCUACAUCGAUUUAUUGACCGGUUACAGUGCCUUGCAUAAGUUUUCACCCCCUCCCCCCACACACAUAUAUUUUAUUUGAUAUAGUGUUAAAACCUGGAACUGAAAUGUACUAAAGUGGUGUUUAAUUCACCCAAGAUGUCAAUCAAACACCUUCUCCAGUGCAGCUCAGAGUCACCAUCCUGUUUCGUGGUGAAGCUCCGCCCCCAGUCUUGAGUCUUGAACAGAUUUCCUUUCUUUUAAGAAAAGCGACGUUCACCUCUCAUCCACUUCCUGGUGAUGCAAGGCCUUCAGAGAACAUAAUGCUACCACCACCAUGCUUCAUUAAGCAGAGUUGAGUACUUUUAUACAACUGAGCAUUUUAUGGUUAAGGUCCUUGCUCACAGGCCCAGCAGUGGUGCUUCUGAGAUUAGAACUCCCAACGUCUUGAUCACUAGUCCAACAUCUUAACCUCAGAGCUACCACUUUCUAAAAAAAAGAUGAUGUUCUCAGGAUGAUGAAUAGAGAACCUUUACAACAUGUUUACUGAGUUUUUUUUUUUGUGGGAAACAGGAUUUCACAAAUCUGACCCCUCCUGUGUAAAGCCUAGCUUUGUAGAGCGUCCAGAUUGUGGAUGUUCUCCUGUGGAUCUCUACAGCUCCUUCAGAGUCACCCCUGGCCUCUUGGUUGCUUCUUGGACAAAAUUUUUUGCUGCACAGGAUAUUCCAGACUCUUCCAGAUUUGUUUAGAUGGAUCCUUGCUUUUAAUGAUGCUGUUUGUUUGGAUAUCUUCUCUAAAAGACUUCAGGUUCUCUGAGGAACUGGUGUAUUAAUACUGACAUACAUUUAUUACCUGACACUGGACUCCAUUGGAAUGGGAUCUGACCACACCAGGACGAAUGAAAGGGGGGGUGGGGAUACUUGUGCUGUAAUAUUUUUAUUUUUAAAUCAUUUUGUCGUCUCUUUUGUGCCAACAAAUCCCAUCAAGUCCAUCUCAGUUCCACGUUUCAAAGCUCCAAUGUGUGAAAACAGUCAAGAGGAAGGGGUGAAUACUUAGGCAAGGCACUGUAUAGGUUCAUCAUCACCAAGUCAGCAAUGCCAAAUGCUAUGCAACAAAAAUUUUUUAUUCUAUUAUUCUAUUGGUAUUGAAACGCUUCUACUGAAAACUAUCGCUUUUGUAUGAAUGAGCCGGAAGCUUGCGGUGUUUAAGUUGUCGCUUGAGCGUUUGAGAGCCGCGAGCGCCGAGGCAGAGCUUGAACUAUAGCCAUGCUAAAAGUGUUGCCUUCUUUCAGGGCAAAAAAAAGAGAGAGAGAGAAAGAGAUCGCUUUUUAAACUAACUUUUGAGUCGAUUUGUUAUAUAGAGCUUGAAGCCAUUUUGAAUUACAGAGGCUGAAUCUUUGCAUUGCGCCGUCUAGUGGCAGCUUUUAUAACUUUUGCUCUUUAAUACUCGCAGUAUGUGGAGUAAAGGAGGUCGGGUUGCAGUUAUGACUUUCAGAAUCUCUUGUAUAUAGGCUGCGUGUGCUUUCGCUUUAACGUCCGACUGAAAUAAAUGUCGUGCUGCGCCGAUGCUACGCUGAAGAGCUAAAGUGCAGCUAAAGAUCCGCAUUUCUUUCCUCUCACCACAUCCUCUCCUCGCUGCUCUUAGUGUGUAGCUUCGCUUCGACAUACUGUAAUCUUUUUACAUGCUAGUGAAAUCAAACGCUUAUUUAUUAACUUAUUUACGGCCGAGAUGUUCGCUUGGGCGUGGCACGCACACUGAUUCUCACGAGCUAGCAUCCGUUUACAUUCUGUAAGAGAAAGAAAGCUUUGGGGUUUUGCUUUUGGGCUUUUUUUUCUCCGUGCUGCCAUGGAAAUGAGUGGACACCAGUUAGGAUGAAAGUUAGGAUGGAAGGAGGAAUGAACAGAACUUUUUUUCUUUGUUGUUUAAAGUAAACAAAGUACAUUUUCAAGAGUUCAGAUAUGACCCUGAGCCUGAAGGAGAGAAGAACGGAGAGAGAGCAGAAUGAAAGAAAAAUGACAAAAAUUUAAAGAAAAGUAAAGACUGAAAGAGAGGUAAGAGAGAGGGGAUAGAGACAGAAAGAGAGGUAGAGAGUGGGGGUAAAGACAGAAAGAGAGGUAGAGAGAGGGGGGAAAAGACAGAAAGAGAGGUAGAGAGAGGGGGGAAAAGACAGAAAGAGAGGUAGAGAGAGGGGGUAAAGACAGAAAGAGAUGUAGAGAGAGGGGUAAAGAUAGAAAGAGAGGUAGAGAGAGAGAGCAAAAUCAUGGAGCAAAAGUUUGUUCUAUUAAGUUCUAAAGUUCUAUUAAGAGGGAAUACUAAGGAAUCAAGUGUAUCAGAGGAAAGAGGCAAAAAAUCCAAGUUUGACCAAAUCUACUACACAUCUCAUGGCUUACAUAUGCAAAGGGAGGCACUUAAUGAUAGAUAGAUAGAUAGAUAGAUAGAUAGAUAGAUAGAUAGAUAGAUAGAUAGAUAGAUAGACAGACAGACAGACAGAUAGACAGAUAGAUAGAUAGAUAGAUAGAUAGAUAGAUAGAUAGAUAGAUAGAUAGAUAGAUAGAGGGGUGGUCUAACAUCCAGCAGCUCCGAUGCACUGCACCACUGCCUGAAACUUUUCUACACAUGGUUUUGAAAUGAUCUUGUUGGUGUGAGAUGGGUUCUCUCAGGAACAUGAGGUUCUCUCCACCUCCAUCACACACUCGCUGAGCUAAAACACCAUCGCAGAUGGACUAACAGACGCCGCUACAGUGCAUGAGAAAGCAGGAGACAAUAGCAUGCUAUCAGACGGUUAUUAACUCGUCCUUGCUCCAGAGUCCAGCACCGUCCAGUUGUAACUGAUGAAGCUAAAAAAAAACAGAAGCUAACGUAAAAAGUUCUUGUUCUACUUGCAGAUCAUUUUUGUUAAUUUUAAGCAUUAAAUUAUAAAAAAGGAAGCAAAGAAAACAAGAUCUUUCAAGAGGAUAAAAUAUUAUUUACAAGCAGGAUUAAUCAUUUCAGUCGUUUGGCUGACCUACAGUCAGUAGUUUUCUGGUCAGUGCACUCGCGAGUUCCUGAGUUUCAGUCUUUGUGAAGAUCGUGGCGCAGUUGUUCACACGGAUACGGAUAACAUGGAUGCGGAAUCUGGUGAAGGAUAUGGAUUGGAUUUGUCCAUUUAUGAUUAGACUUCUAUACAGAUCAGAUCACGAUGUCUGGUUUUCUGUCAAAGAGAAAAACCCCUCUAUCGAUUUUGCACCUAUAGACAGACAGGUAAAUAGAAAGAUAGACAGAUAAAUAGAUAGAUAGAUAGAAAGAUAGACAGAUAAAUAGAUAGAUAGAAAGAUAGACAGAUAAAUAGAUAGAUAGACAGAAAGAUAGACAGAUAAAUAGAUAGAUAGACAGAAAGAUAGGCAGAUAAAUAGAUAGAUAGAAUGACAGACAGAUAGAUAGGGGCCAGGAAGUUCAUGAUUAAUUCACACCCUACAGCCGAGGUCAGGUUUCUAAACUCUUAUUUAUCAUUGGUUCUGACAACCCGAGGUGUGCCGUGAGGUUCUGUGCUAACGUAGACGUGGAAAGGUUCCGCAAGUGUUCUGAAAAAGUUACAUUAAAGAGUUAAUGGGAUCAUUAUAGAGACGUUCAGGGAGAACCGGAUGUCAUUAACUGGAAGGAUGAUGAUGAUGAUGAUGGGGAUAAAGAUCGCUCCUGACGUUGCACAGGGUUGUGUAUGUUUCUUUUAUUCUUCUUUUUAAAGCUAAUGAUUAUUUCAGUGAUGUACAUUUGUCAUGUAAUAUGUCUGAAGCAAUAAAACUCAUGCCUGAUAUCCGA
Molecule: messenger RNA, 6132 nt
Organism: Hemibagrus wyckioides
Lineage: Eukaryota; Metazoa; Chordata; Actinopteri; Siluriformes; Bagridae
Product: gamma-aminobutyric acid receptor subunit alpha-5-like
Exons: 10
Coding region: 555-1973 (472 amino acids)
Biological process (GO): synaptic transmission, GABAergic; monoatomic ion transmembrane transport; signal transduction
Cellular component (GO): GABA-A receptor complex; neuron projection; postsynapse
Molecular function (GO): GABA-gated chloride ion channel activity; GABA-A receptor activity; transmitter-gated monoatomic ion channel activity involved in regulation of postsynaptic membrane potential
Source: RefSeq, a predicted model, not a curated record